AAACCUGCCCAUCCAGGAGCCCUCUAACCAGAUAAUCAUGGCGCCCGAGCUCACAAAGAUUGUCUCCCAUGUCCAUCCAAACCACCCUCUAAACUAUUAUUCCGACCCUCAUGUUUACACCUGUCAGGGCUGCAAGACCUCCGGCAUUGGUAACCGAUUCCGAUGCCAUAUCUGCUCCGUCGACGUCCACAUCUACUGCCUCGAUUGCCCACCUCAAUUAGCCUCCUUCCUCCACACUCACUCCCUAGCUCUCUUGCCCUGUAUGGACCAUCGGAGCUGCGACGUUUGUCGUGAACGCAUCGAGGGCUUGUUCUACCGAUGCGAUAGCUGUGACUUCGAUGUGCACCCACUUUGCACCCAACUCCCCGAGCAGCUCCACCAUGGCAUCGACAAACGCCAUAAGCUCAGGCUCCACAAGCUCUCCUCUGGCCGUUGUUCUGUUUGCGAAUCGGAUUGUUCUUAUCUCUGGGUCUACAGCUGCAAUGUUUGUCGAGUCAAUAUCCAUCCCCAAUGCAUCCUCAAGCCGUAUGGUCCGCGCCGGAGUGAGAACCCGGCUGUCCCGCCGUCGGAUUCUCGCUCAAUACCAUAUGCGCACGAGCCGUCGGGGUUUGGCGGUUAUGGUUAUGCAGGAGGAGGAGGAGGCCAUUCUUCCCAUUGGAGAUUUCCGAAUUCUGUUCAAUUCCCACACAACAAUCCAGACCAUUCUUCCCAUGGGAGAUUUCCAAAUUUUCAUUCUAGUUAUCCAACUCAACCUAAUUCUUACGGAUCUGUUCAAUUCCCACACAACAAUCCAGACCAUUCUUCCCGUGGGAGAUUUCCAAAUUUUCAUUCUAGUUAUCCAACUCAACCUAAUUCUUACGGAUCUGUUCAAUUCUCACCCAACAAUCCAGGCCAUUCUUCCCAUGGGAGAUUUCCAAAUUUUCAUUCUAGUUAUCUAACUCAACCUAAUUCUUACGGAUCUGUUCAAUUCCCACAGAACAAUCCGUGUCCGAGGCCAAUUUAUGGCGGACAGACAUCGUCACUGUCGUCGUCCCUCUGGGGAUCGAUGUUUGGGGUUACAAUGAUUUCUUCUUUGGUUGAAAAUUUAACAGUAGGCGCUGUUACCGACUUUAUUUUUGGUUCCAAUUCCUAAUUCUUCAUCUAAUUAGUGUGCUUUGUUUAUCAUCUUAAAUUAAAAAUGGUUUUGACUUACGUUCCUUCGAGUUGUAUCGUUGAUAAUGUAUUGAAGUAUUUUGUGCAUCAUUUAGUUAAACUAUAAUUUUAUAUCUGGAACUUGAAUCAUGUUGUGUAC
Cucurbita moschata (crookneck pumpkin) is the source of this 1291-nucleotide messenger RNA. RefSeq lists its product as uncharacterized. The record is from RefSeq and is a predicted model, not a curated record. The coding region runs from base 38 to 1132 and encodes 364 amino acids. NCBI's taxonomy places the organism in Eukaryota, Viridiplantae, Streptophyta, Magnoliopsida, Cucurbitales, Cucurbitaceae. The transcript has 2 exons.